Chara braunii is the source of this 2793-nucleotide messenger RNA. The record is from the annotation of a GenBank genome assembly. Lineage: Eukaryota; Viridiplantae; Streptophyta; Charophyceae; Charales; Characeae.
CGCCGCAAGGAAGCCCAGCAUCUGUUGCAGCGGCAUGAAGCCAACAACAUUGAGAGACUCAAGUACUGGCACUUUGAACCGAAUGGCGACGAGGCAACACCGGAAGAACAGCAUAAGGAGUUCAUGGCCAAGCUCGUGACCAGGUUGGUUUACACAUGUAACCACCUACAGUCCGAGCUGGCGAACCUCCAGCGGGCCGUGCGGAACCAUAAGACUCAGCACGAGGAUGCCACACGGGCACUGGACGCCCGUGUACGCGACUUGGAACAAGUUCCACCAAGACCAGAUGCUGGGGCUUCCAGCAGUGCAUCCUCUAGCCGCCAACUGGAGGAACGUGUUGACCACGUAGUGGCAAUGCUCGACGACAUCAGCACCUUCGCUGCGCCGACCACCAUCAACAGUCAACUGCAUACCUUGAAGACCGAGGUCCAGCAGUUGCAGUCGACGAACGCGGAUGGCAAUCCGAAGUUGUACAAGAUGCCAACUUUCCAACUGGACAGGUUCGACGACUACACGCAGCAGGAUCCGGUCCUCUGGUGCGAAGCAUUCACAACGCAACUCAGGAUUCUGCCAGUCGCCAAGCAAGCGUACAUCGGCGCCCUGUUCAUGAACUCAAAGGGCGGAUGCCAGACCUGGUUGACCCACCUGGCAACCUCCCACGGCGUCGACGUACCGGACUUGAAGGACAAAAUCACAUGGGAGGAACUGACACGGCUGUGGAAGAAGCGGUUCAUCGUCGACGACGCGCAAGCACUCGCCAUCAACCGUCUGUUCACCAUGUCACAAGGCAACACCGCAACACGGGAUUGGCUCACUGAGUGGCAGAAGAUUGCGACAGUGCCCAAUCUGGACUUGCCAUUCAUGCAUUUACGUCGUGAGUUCUACAACAGGUCCUGUGCUGCAUUGAGCCAGACUCUUGGUGAUCGCGAGCAGUACUCAACCUUCGCUGAGAUCAUUGACAAGGCGAGGGAAAUCAUCAAGACCAACAGGUCAGCUGCACACGAGAAGUCAACAUGGCAGCCGACCUAUGUGGAGAAGGUACGAACUGGUCCGCGACAACAGCACUUUGCUGCAGUCCAGUUGGACAGUGGAGAUAACCAAGCAGCCACUCCAGCAUCAGGUGACGGAGAUCAGGUGGCUGCUGUCCAGCCGCGAAGCAACGACAAGUCCCGCAACACUGGGAAGGCGAAGUCCGCAUCGCAGGCCGGAAAUGGACAGCCAGUACAAGUUCCAUGGAUGAAGUUCGGCUUGACCGAGGCAGAGUACAAGACAAUCAGGAACGCCGACCCUCUCCCACGCAUCGACGACCUUCUCGAGCGACUGGGCGGCGCCAAGUUUUUCUCCAAGCUGGACCUCAAGUCGGGAUAUCACCAACUCGAGAUUCGCAAGGAGGACCGUUACAAGACUGCGUUUAAGACGCGAUAUGGGCAUUUCGAAUUGCUGGUUAUGCCAUUUGGCCUUACGAAUGCCCCGACCACUUUCCAAGCGGCUAUGACAACGGAAUUCCGACAUAUGCUGGAUCGUUUCGUACUUAUCUACCUCGACGACAUUCUGGUGUACAGCCGGAGUUUGGAGGAGCAUGUGGAACACCUGCGCACCGUUUUGGAGCGACGACGACAAGCCAAGUACAAAGCCAACCGCGAGAAGUGCGAAUUCGCGCGGCAGGAGCUGUUGGUUUACACAUGUAACCACCUACAGUCCGAGCUGGCAAACGUUCAACGGGCCGUGCGGAACCAUAAGAUUCAGCACGAGGAUUCCACACGGGCACUGGACGCCCGUGUACUGGGCCUGGAACAGGCUGUACCAGGACCAGAUGCUGGAGCUUCCAGCAGUGCAUCCUCUAGCCGCCAACUGGAGGAACGCGUUGACCACGUAGUGGCAAUGCUAGGAGACAUAAGUGCCUUCACAGAGCCGGCCACCAUCAGCCAGCGGUUCGAGUUGCUGGACACUAGGAUCAAUCAGCAACAGCAGAUAGACCACAAUCACAACAAUAGCUCGACGAGACCAUACAAGAUGCCGACGUUCCGGAUCGAGAAAUUUGAUGACUACACACAUCAAGACCCGGUCGUCUGGUGGCAAGGAUUUACAACGGAAUUGGGGAUUCACGAAGUCCCUGACCAUCUGUUCAUCAGUGCUCUAUUCAUCAACACCAAGGGAGGUUGUCAGAUCUGGCUCAGCCACAUGGCAACCAUCCACGGCGUCCAGGUUUCAGACCUGUACAAGAAGGUCUCCUGGGAGGACAUGGCAAAGGAAUGGAAGAAGCGGUUCAUCGUCGAUGAUGUCCCGACACUCGCCAUAACCGCAUCUUCACGAUGGCUCAAGGGAGCACACCAACACGUGAACACAAUUGCAGGGCUGGAAUUACAUGAGAAUGUGCUGAACAAGGAUGAAGCCGCCAGACUGGUAGAGCUGGUGAUGGAGCUUAAGCAAGCGGGAAGAAGGGGAGAUCUGUGGGGUGCGUGUGCUGCAUGACACAAAGGAAUCUGCUCCUUAGUGUUGCGCAAACAUGUUUCUCUUUAUGACAGAGGGAGGGAAAGAUUUAAUCUGCUGAAGACAGUGAAAAGAUGAUUGAGAGGAAUGAAUGUGGCUAACUGCUAGACCCCAAUACAGGUUCUAUCCAGCAGUGCAGUAUUAGGAAAAAUGUACAUUAAUUCAUUCAACGAGUCCAAUAAUCCAUAUAGUAGAAGAAAGAUGAAGUUCAUCAUGACCGCACAUAAGACUUUACAAAGUACAAUUGCGAAGUAUUAGAAGUUCUGAAAUUGAGUUGUGCAGGAGUAAAGCGCAAGGAAUAUC